Messenger RNA from Protopterus annectens (West African lungfish), 4358 nucleotides. It is a transcript of the gene SERHL2, whose product is annotated as serine hydrolase like 2. The record is from RefSeq and is a predicted model, not a curated record. The transcript has 13 exons. Bases 385 to 1353 code for a protein of 322 amino acids. NCBI's taxonomy places the organism in Eukaryota, Metazoa, Chordata, Ceratodontiformes, Protopteridae.
UUGGGCGGGGCUUGCUAUUGCGCAUCUGGUGGGUUAUCGAGUCGACCCUCAAAAUAACCAGUUUAUUGUCUUCACUCGUUUACUGUUGUGCGUUAUGAGAAAGACGCAAAUUAAUAUUCGUAAAGUCACGGAUGUCACAUCCCUUUUUCUCAUAGUGACAGCCACAGUAUAGUGGCAGACAGUACGUAUGCGCUGCGAAGUAACGUAAUGUUAGAGGACUGCGGGGGUUGGGCUUUCAACUUGUUAGUGGAAUUCGAAAGGUAAACGUUUCACACAUGUUAGGAAUUAGUAUGUGUCGGCUUGCGUGACAGAGAAAGAGCACUAGCGUAGGAAUAGCAACGUUACAACGACAACGAAGAGUGUACUGGAGUAUAGAGGUUUCAUAUGACAACUGAAGUUCGAGAAGGUAUGCCGUUAAAUCUCCCACACGUUUGUGGAUCGGCAGUGAAAGGUUUGUUCAAAGAAUUUAAGUUUGCUGUUCCUUGGGGUCACAUAGCAGCCAAGAGCUGUGGCCCUCCACAGGGGCGUCCAGUGCUCUGCCUGCAUGGCUGGUUAGACAAUGCUAAUAGCUUCGACGGACUAAUUCCACUGCUUCCAAAAGAUAAUUAUUAUGUAGCAAUAGAUUUCCCGGGACAUGGACUGUCUUCCCAUCGACCUAAUGGAGUUGCGUAUAAUUUCCUGGAGUACAUUAGUGAUGUCAGAAGAGUAGUUGAACGCUUGGAGUGGAAUAAAUUCGUUAUUAUGGGCCACAGCAUGGGGGGCAACGUUGGCGGCUUGUUUAGCUGCAUUUUCCCUGAUAUGGUAGAAAGGUUAAUACUACUGGACAGUUGUGGCUUCGUACCUUAUAGAAAGGAUAAAUUGGUAUUACAGAUGCAGAAAGGCAUUGAAGCACUGUUGAAAUGGGAAAAGCAAGAACAUCCUCCGAAGGUGUAUAGUCCAUUGACAGCAUUACAGAGGCUGCUGAAGGCUAACACAUCCCUGUCAGAAGCAAGUGCACAAAUUCUUUUACAGAGAGGGGCAACUGAAGUGCCUGGAGGUCUGGUAUUUAACAGAGAUUUCAGAAUAAACCUGGACACUCCAUACCGGACCCCCUUGGAACAGUGCCUCGAGUAUCAGAAGAAAAUUCAAGCUAGUGUAUUAAUAAUACUUGCAAAGAAUGGAAUAUUAUGGUCUAAGUACUAUGCCGAUGAAACUUCACCUUUUAAAGCUGUAGUAGAAGGAUACAAGACAGCUAAAAGUGAGUUUCGAUUAGAAAUAGUUGAAGGAGACCACCAUGUGCACUUAAAUGAACCAGAACAUGUUGCUGGAAUAAUCACCGACUUCCUAUCGAAGGAUGCCACAUCUAAAUUGUAGAGAAGGACCUCGGAUCUUUGAGAAAGAAACCUGCACAUACAAAUUCAGUGGCGUGUUUAUUAUUUUGCACAGAUAUUAAUUAAAAAUAUGACAAAGUGGCUAGUUUGAUGUGACUGUAUGAGAUAGUCGCUAGCAUACUGCAUACUUCAUGGAAUUCUGUGAACUGACCUCAGCAAGUGAGCCGGACUGAUCAUUAUUGUAUUCAACUACUUUAUGUUCGACUUUAAUUUCCACUAGUUGAAUUAGGGUACAGAAUUAUUUUACUGGUGUUUAUUAUGUCUUCACUGAAUUAGUAAUUUGUUGUCAUGUUCCUUUUCCAAAUGAAGUUGAAUUGUCUGCCCACUUUCCAGAAUCUUUUACUUGAAACAGGCGCACUUACAUAAGAGGAUUUUACAGUAGCACCAAUUUCAGCAGAGUAUGCCAGGUGUAACUUUUGCUGUUUGCCCAUUUGACCUCAUGGAAGCUUCUGUAUGGCAGUCUCUUGUGAUGGAUUAGUUGUUGAUGCUUCUGAUCUUUGACAACAGUCUAAAUUAUAAUUAAGGGCAGCACCUAAAUGCUUCUGCUUUUUCAUCUGUCUUGUGGUGCUUGAGAAAUUUUGGGGGGUUUUUGAAAUGAGAAGUGUCCCUAGAGACCUCAGAAGUCCAUACUGAAUUUCUUACACUUACAACACGUUAUUAUAGAAUUUAAACAAAUACACUGAUGUUGAUAUUGUCUGUUGUCCUUUGUCACAGGUUCAUUGUGUUCCUGGUUAUGUCUUUGAGUGUACACUAUUUUCCAUACCUUGGUGGGAAGAAUGCUGCUGGUGGAAGGAGGCUGUGCAUUGAUAUCUCAAUAGCCCUUUUCUUUCUUAAAGAAAUACCUUACUUUAUUUUGAAAUGAAUACUCACUCAUGUCAUGGAAAUUGUGAAGAAUAUCCUAGAUGACUUGCAGAAUAUUAGUGCUUGCAGCAUUCUUUGACCUUUCUGUAUUUUCAUCUUUUUUCACAACACCCUGCUGAAUACUUCUUUCACACUGAGGUCUGUGUAUUAGUUUAAGCUAUUUCAUGUUGUAUGAUGUACAUUGCUUACAGUCUUUGUAUUGGUAUGGAUAAAUUAGUUUGCUUUAAUUUAUUACACUACAUUUUCUUAAGGGCAGAAGGCAAACAUAAGCCUAUAUAGUCUACGUUUUAAAAUGCAUUUAUUCUACUGCCUCCUUCAUCCCCGCCUUUCUCCUUUCUGUUUUCCGUCUGACCAAUGCCUUCUUGAAAGCGUCUUAGGAUUCACUGUCUACCACACAUCCUGGUUUCUUAGUUCUAAAACUCUGAAAAAAAUGCUUUCAAAGAUGCAUAGAUUAGUUAGUCCUUACAAUCAUUUGUGUGUGUCCUUUCCUGCACAGUCUGGCCUUAUGUUCAUAAUGUCCAUGACCCCCUUCACAUCUCCUUUAUGACCUCACCCUUCACAUCUCCGUAACUGAUCUUGUACUGUAUUAUCAUGCCCCCCCACACACCAUCUGUUUUGAUCUCCAGUGAAAAGACUUGCAGCUCCUUUGCCCUCUGAUCAUAUUCUUUCUCCUCCAUUCCCCAGAUGUCUGUGAAAUAUUUCCCAUGUAUUCCUCCCAGCAGGCUGACAUCCCUCUCCUUCUAUGGACUCCAGAACUGCAUGCUUGUACUCAAUGUGUGGUCUGACCUGGGCCCUGUGAUGUGAAAGUGUUAUCUGUUGCUCCUGUCAUAUAUUUUCUUGAGGAUCCAGCCCAGUAUUUUGUUUCCUGCUGCCCUCUCCCUGCAUUCCCAUUAGCCUAGGUGUGAUUGGUACUUUCAGAUACUUUUCCUGAUCUGUAUUCACUAGUUCUAGUCCUCUCCCACCAGCUGAUACAUCACACCAGGGUUGUUAUGGCCUGAAUGCAGUAUUUGUUUGCAGUGAACCCCAGUUGGACUCUUUCUCCUUACUUAUUUCCUUUGCUUAACUAUUCCUCCUCAUCCUCCAUUGCUGCACCUGUCUUUUUUUCAUCAGUCAAAUAGGUUGAUCUUGUUGUCUGUUUCUUCUGAUGUUCCAGACAAUGCAUAUUGCAGACCAGUAGACCUAGGACAGACCUUUGCGGUACUGCUAGAGUCUGUUUCAUAAUUCAUGAUAUUGCCCUUUUACUACAACUCAGUGUGUCCUGCCAUUAGCCUUGCAGCUAUCCAGUUGCUCAGUUUUCUACCCCCAGUUUUCUUUCAGUCUCUUGUUUAGGACUGAAUCUAAAGCCUUGCUGAAUUCCAGGUAGUCUGCAUCUACUGGUACUUGUCUGUUAAGUUUACCUGUGGCUAUGAGCUCAUGUUGGCAUCUUUCCUAAUGAGCACUGCCCUGUAGGAAUGUAACUAGCCUUCCCCUCAGGAUUGUCUUCAUGAUUUUUCCUGCCAGUGUUGUUAAGCUAACAGAUCUAUAGUUCCCCAUAUUUUUCUGCUUCUCUUGUUGUAGAAGGGUAGCACACUCACUAUCUCACCUUCAUCUGGCACUUCUGCAUUAGCCAUUGAUCUGUUGAAGUUCUCCAUCAGGAGAGCUGUAAAAACACACUGGUCAGAUUUCUGAGAACUCCAGGAGGCCAACCCAUCUUUUCCUUUUGCUGUGUUAUCCCUAUGUUCAAACAUGUUCCUUCUGGACCUCUUACUCCUCCAUCCUGAUGUCUGUUCACUGUUCUCACAAUUCUGCCUUGCCUCCCUCCCAGCUUGACACACACUGCUUUCUUUUUUGAAGAUUGAAGCAAAGUACUCCUCUUUUCUGAUUGAUAAUGAUUUCUUAGAUGAUUUUGUACUAAUCUUUGCCUGUUUUAUGCUGAUGACUACUCUAGGGACCAUAUUGUCUUUCUUUCAAAAAGUGAUGUGGGAGAAAACAAAUUAACAAGAACUGUGCUUCCUACAAUGCCUUUGCAGCCUGCUUUUAGUAUACUUAUGUUUAUACAUAUGUAAAUUUUACAUGUUCUUGCAUCUGUAUACCUGCAUAAGCAAAACAAAAACAUAGCUGCAAAUAAAAACAUGUUCAAGAGUUUAA